Molecule: messenger RNA, 2983 nt
Organism: Cottoperca gobio
Lineage: Eukaryota; Metazoa; Chordata; Actinopteri; Perciformes; Bovichtidae
Product: vegetative cell wall protein gp1-like
Exons: 9
Coding region: 138-2435 (765 amino acids)
Biological process (GO): inner mitochondrial membrane organization
Cellular component (GO): mitochondrion; MICOS complex
Source: RefSeq, a predicted model, not a curated record
UUGACACCCCAGCAGUGGGAAGGGCAGAUUGUUGCAGCUGUAGAGUUGAUAUCACUGAGCUCAGAUCCACGUUGUGGAUUAAAUACUUCCAGUAACCGCAGUCCUGAUAGUAGUGUGUAUCUGCUGCAGGUGUGUGGAUGGGGGGAAACAGCCCGAGUCACCUCUCUCGUGAGGAUGGUGAAGGUGGAGGAGUUACUUUUGUGAAGGGCAUUCGGCUGUCAGAUAAAGUGAUCCACCGGAUGAAACAGUCUGCAAAGGUCGUCGGUCCUCCGCGCUCACAGAAUGGACGUCCUACUCCACAAACACCAGAAACACUAACACCCACUCCGGUUCCCACCCCCUCUGUCGAACACUUAAUACCUCUUCUGACUCCUCCACCUCCUUCAUACAUCCCGCCUCCACCUCAGGAAGCUCCAUCCACACCAUCAGUGGAACCGGCACCUCCUGUGAAACUCGUUCCUCCUCCUCCUGUAAAGUUUCACUCCCUGCCUCCUUCCUCUGUGGAGCCUGCAGCCUCGCCAAAAGGUCCUCUUCUGACUGACCCUGUUGUCUCAGCCCCUCCUCCACCUCCAUCUACUACACCUUCUGCACAAGUUGAAGCACAUGUGGAGCUUGAAUCUCCCCCUCCUCUACCUGUAGUGGAGCCAGUUGUCCUACCUCCUGUUGAAUCCUUCAUCCCACUUCAUGUAGAGCCAGAAACCACGUCUACACCACCAAUAGCAGAACCUAUAGUCCUACCUCCACCUGCAAAAUUGUCUGUAACUCCACCUGAACCUUUAGCUAUCCCUCUGCCCUCUCAAACACCUGCUGCUGUAGCUCCCUCUCUUGAACCUGUUGUCCUGUCUGCGCCACCAGUGGAAACGGUUCAACCUUCACCCACUGUUGAAAUCACACCAAUAACACCACCCUUUCCUGCUGAUUCAGCUCCAGUUGAAGCUGUAGUUUUAACUCCGCAAGUGGCGACGACUCUUGUUGAGGCUACAGUCCCACCUGCUGCAGUGGAAAAAGAAGUGCCUUCAGUCCUGCUUCCUGCUGUCAAUCUACCGCCUCCAGAGCUGGUGGCAGCACCCUCUUCUCCCCCAGAAAUGAUGGCAGCACCCUCUCCUCCCCCAGAGCUGGUGGCAGUACCCUCUUCUCCCCCAGAAAUUGUGGCAGCACCCUCUCCUCCCCUAGAAAUGAUGGCAGCACCCUCUCCUCCCCUAGAAAUGGUGGCAGCACCCUCUCCUCCCCCAGAAAUGAUGGCAGCACCCUCUCCUCCCCCAGAAAUGAUGGCAGCACCCUCUUCUCCCCCAGAAAUUAUGGCAGCACCCUCUCCUCCCCCAGACAUGGUAGCAGCACCCUCUCCUCCACCGGAGCCGGUGGCAGCACCCUCUCCUCCACCGGAGCCGGUGGCAGCACCCUCUCCUCCUCCAGAGCCGGUGGCAGCACCCUCUCCUCCACCAGAGCCGGUGGCAGCACCCUCUCCUCCACCAGAGCCGGUGGCAGCACCCUCUCCUCCUCCAGAGCCGGUGGCAGCACCCCCUCCUCCACCAGAGCCGGUGGCAGCACCCCCUCCUCCUCCAGAGCCGGUGGCAGCACCCCCUCCUCCUCCAGAGUUCACUUUUGAAGAGCCCUCUCUGCCCUGUCACUGUGUGGAGCUGGCCAUCGUACCCUCUGAUGCACCUGUAAGCGAACCCUUCGUCGAGCCUCUUGCAACACCUCCACCUGCUCCAGCUCCACCUGCUGAGGAGCCCACCAUGACCCUCUCUCUGCCCCCUGCUGUUGAGGAUGAAGUUCCUGCUGUCGGCUCAGAGCCACCACCUGCAGAAGCCCCACCAGUUCCUCCUGAAGUGGAGGAGGAAGACUUGAGGCAGAAGAUCAAAGAGGAGAUUCAGCUGAGUCUGGAGGAGGAGAUCAACCAGAGGAGGCAGGAGCUGCAGCGACAGCUGGAGCAGAUGAGGGCUCUGGCUCAAGCCGAGGCCCAUGUAGCCGCUCAGGCUCAGGUACAGGAGCAGGUGAAAAAGACGCUGGAGGUGGAGAAGGCGGCGUACGUGGAGAACCUGACAGAAGCCAUCGCGAAGGAGAGAAUGAAGACCAACGAUGAGAGGCUCAUGGUGCAGCUUUAUCGGAUGGAGGUGAAGGCUCAUCAGCUGGAGGAGCGGGAGAAGGAGAUGAGGAAACGAAACGUUCUCUACCAGGAACAUGUCGCAAAACUUGAAACUAAGUGCACUGAGUUUUACAAAGUGACAGCUGAGAGCUUCCAGAAGGGCAAAGAAGAGACUCACAACCGCUUUGCGCGUUUUGAUAUCCAGCCAGUGUGCGGGGAUCUGCAGAGUCAGAUUUUAAAAUGCUACAAGGAGAACACAGGAAAGACUCUGUCGUGCUCGAGCAUCGCCUCGGCCUACAUGCAGUGUGUGGACAACGCAAAGAAGAAUAAAAUGAGCACUGGAGGUUAAUGUGGAUACUUGAUGAGGACGACGACGACAGCUUUACUGCGGCAGCAAAGAAAAGUUGAUGGAUGGAUUCAACAAACAGACGAGUCACAGGAGAAUCAACUCCAGCCUUUACACACAUCUGGAAUAAGUGGCAGUAUUCUGGUCCACUGUUAAUGCCAUAUGUUCAACCUCUCUGGUUCUUGGGAUCAUCUUAAAGCCAAUUGUGCCACAACAAUAACAGAUGGAUCAAACCAUUUUAAGCUCUUGUCUUUGAAAAUGAGUCAAAAUACAACAAAGGAGCAGAAAAGUUAAACUUGUGAAUUCAAGUGCGGUGUUUGUGUGAGGUAUAUGAAAUCAUGGUCAAUCAUUAUGUAUGUGUGCCUUGAAAUUAUGAAAGCUAAUUAUCAGUUUGCAGAUGCAUGAAAGAACUGUUCGAUGAUCAGAGUGUGAACUAACAAAGACCUGUACGCGUUUGAGGUUAAUGUGCUGUACAUAAAUUAUUUCAGGGUUUAUUUCUGCGGCAUGCACAAAAAAGUAAAUCACUCAAUAAACUUUGUUGUUGAAUCACA